AGCUGUUGUCCGGAGAUCGCUGUGACCGUGCGGUUGCCGAGCGUUUUGGAGACGUGGAGAGGUGCAUUUAGGGGUUCGAUGAUUGCAUCUGGAGGAGUGCGUUAAGACUUUUUGGUCGAAGAAAGCUAUUAAGCUUCUUAUGUGGGUGAUUUUUUUUUUAAAAAAAAAAUAGCAUUUCGGUUUACCUGCUUGACUCCGUCUCCUCAACAGAUCUUAACUCCGCCUCUCCAUCUGUUUGGUUUUUCACGGCCAGCUCUCGGGUUGGGGAGUGCUCUGUAUUAUUAUGAUUGUUAUUGCUCUUGCGGCCAUUCUCUUGUCAUCCUCGAUUUGAUUCGUUGGCAUGGUGCUUUAAUAGAUUGAGUGGGAUUAAUGGGUAAACACGAUGUUCUAGUCUCUAAUCCUGGAGUAAAUACCUUAUGGCAAUUUCUAGCUUUCUGUCCUCAAAGCAGUGAAACUUUUGUUCUGAAAUUUUAUGGACCUAGAAGAAAGUUCUAUUCAGAACUGUGGGACUAGUUUUGUUACCAAUAAUAUGAAAGCCUCCGAGUUUAGCCCGGAAAAGAAAAGAAAGGUUAAAGUACCAGCAAGGAGACUUCGUGAGGUGAUUUCUCCAAAUCAGGGAGGUACUUUGUCUUUGCUGAAAGAUGAGCUGUCCUGUGUUCCUCCAGCGUUGUCUGCAAAUAAACGUCUUCAGGCUACAACGGGGACUAGCCUGAAUGGAACGUUACGUGGUUCAUCAGACUUAUCCUCUGGUAGAAAUUAUCAGCAGCCUCCAUUAGAAAAUCCCACUGUGUCAGAAAGUGAGUUUUCUAAAGAGGUUGCAGUGCAAGGGUUGCCUUUGGAUAAAGCGGAAGAGAGCAACAGACAAAAAGCAAAUGACAUCUUUAUUUCUCAGUUCACUGUGGGACAGAAAGAUGCUCUAAGAGCAGUUCUAAAGCAAAAAGCUCAAAGCAUGCCUGUUUUUAAGGAAGUGAAGGUACAGCUUUUAGAAGAUGCAGGCACAGAAAAGGACGCUGUUUCUCAGGAGAAUAGAACUUCGCCCAGCGGAAUUGACUCAGCUGCCACUGUCGCUGCAGCCACUGCUGCCGCCAUUGCAACAGCAGCUCCACUGAUAAAAGUGCAGAGUGAUUUGGAAGCAAAAGUCAAUUCUGUUACAGAGUUACUCAAUAAGUUACAGGAGACUGAUAAACAGUUACAGCGUGUUACAGAGCAGCGAACAAGCAUUCAGAAUAAACAUGAGAAACUACAUUGUCGUGAUCAUGAAAAGCAAAUGAAUGCAUUUAUGGAACAGCACAUUAAGCAUCUUGAAAAGUUACAACAGCAGCAACUAGAUAUGCAGACUCAUUUCAUUAGUGCUGCGUUCAAGACUGGUCAUUUUCAGCCUGUUACUAUGCCUGCUCCUAGAGCAGUGGAAAAAUAUUCUGUAAAACCAGAACAUUUAAACCUUGCUAGCAGUAAUCUAUCUUCAUAUAACACGUUUGCUUCCAAACAAGCACCUUCGAGAGACAUUGAUGAUAAGAUUUUUGAUAAACAGAAAUCUCCUUUGGAGACACCAGCACCUCGCAGGUUUGCUCCUAUACCCGUUUCAAAGGAUGAUAAAAUAGCAAAGAGGGAAAAUCCUAUGGAAGAAAAAGAAAAUAUGGAGAUGUCAGGUCAUACAGGAAAUGUAAGACUAUUGGAGGAAAUUUUGAAUAAUCAUGAUUCUUUGACAAGAAAAAAUGAAUCUUUGGGCAAAACCUCACUAACUAGGUCAAAAAUAGGAUGGAAUCCUGAGAGGAGAGACAGCACUGACACUCUGUCCUCUCAAAGAUUUCCUUCCUAUGAAGAACUAGGAGCAGCUAAAGUGACUGUGCAGAAGUCUGAUGAUGUUCUUUAUGAUCUUGGCCAAAAGAGGAAAGAAACAAAUGGCAUACUCCAGCCGAAAGAAUCUCUGAUUAUGUCGAGACUUGCUGAUCUUCCACAGAAUUCCAUUAAGCUUCAAAAAACCAGUACAAGAUCUGUAUUGAAAGAUGCUGAGAAGAUUUUGAGAGGAGUCCAGAACAAUAAAAAAGUGCUUGAAGAAAACCUGGAAGCCAUUAUUCGUGCAAAGGAUGGAGCUGCCGUGUAUUCAUUUAUCAAUGCUCUAUAUACCAACGGAGAGCUGUCAGAGAAGAUUCGGAUCAGAAAGACAGUGGAUGAGUGGAUUAAAACUAUUUCUGCAGAAAUUCAGGAUGAACUGGCAAGAAAAGACUAUGAACAAAAGAGGUUUGAUCAGAAGAAUCAGAGGACCAGGAAAGCUCAGAAUAUGAGUAAAGAUAUUAAAACCAACACGCAAGACAAAACAGUAAACAAUUCUGUAAUUCCAAGAAAACAUUGUCAGAAACAAAAAGAGGAGCACGUUAGAAAUCCUCCUGUGAGGAGCAAGCCCGCUGCAGGCUCACAGAAAGAGAGAAGAGAAGGAUUUUUGAAAACAGCCACGGUGAUACAAGAUGAGGAUUAUAUGCUGCAAAUUUAUGGAAAACCAGUUUAUCAGGGCCAUCGCAGCACUCUUAAAAAAGGACCAUACCUCAGGUUUAAUUCUCCAUCUCCUAAGUCCAAACCACAGAGACCAAAAGUAAUAGAACGAGUUAAAGGCACUAAAGUCAAGUCCAUAAGAACACAAACUGACUCUUAUGCAACAAAACCCACAAAGAUGGAUUCUAAGCUGCAACGUUCUGUUGCUGUGGUGCCCCCUGGUGAGCAGCAGUAUGUGUUCAGUCCAAGCCGAGAAAUGCCUACUUUUUCAGGUACACUGGAAGGUCACCUGAUUCCUAUGGCAAUUCUUUUAGGACAAACCCAGAGUAACAGUGAUUCCAUGCCACCUGCUGGAGUGAUUGUCAACAAGCCACACCCUGUAACAGUGACUACUUCUUUCCCUCCAUCAUCUCAGAAAACAGAAACCGGAGUAAAGAAACCUAACAUAGCAGUUGUAGAAAUGAGGUCGGAGAAGAAGGACCCUCCUCAGCUUACUAUGCAGGUAUUACCCAAUGUAGAUAUUGACAGCAUUUCGAAUGGUAGUGCUGAUGUCAGUCCAUCUCUGCCUAGUCCAAAGGAAGCGUGUCCUCCUCCUCUGAAAACCUGGAUACAGACUCCAGAAUUUACAGCGGUAGAUGAAGAAGAGGUGAAGUUUCCGGGAACUAACUUCGAUGAAGUCAUUGAUGUCAUACAGGAAGAGGAAAAACGUGAUGAAAUUCCAGAAUACUCUGAACCAAUUCUGGAGUUUAACAGAAGUGUUAAAGUUGUUUCUACAAAAUAUAAUGGUCCUCCAUUUCCACCAGUUGCUUCUACUUUUCAGCCCACUGCUGAUAUUCUGGAUAAAGUAAUUCAGAGAAAAGAAACAUUGGAAAACAGCUUAAUUCAGUGGGUGGAACAAGAAAUAAUGUCAAGAAUUAUCUCUGGGCUCUUUCCAAUCCAACAACAGGCCAUAGCUAAUGUCAGUGUUUCAGUCAGUGAGGCAAGUGAACCAUUGACUUCUGACAUUGUGGAAGGAACAAGCAGUGGUGCCCUCCAGCUUUUUGUGGACGCCGGGGUCCCUGUGAAUUCAGACAUGAUUAGCCAUUUUGUGAAUGAAGCUCUUGCUGAGACCAUUGCUGUCAUGCUGGGUGACAGAGAAGCAAAGAAGCAAGGUCCUGUUGCUACAAGUGUUUCUGGAGAUGCUUCAGCAAGCAGAACAUACUUGCCGGCCAGAGUGUGUACCCCAGUGGCCACCCCACAGCCAACUCCUCCUCGCUCCCCUUGCUCACCUCCUAAGGAGUGUGUGUUGGUAAAAACUCCAGAUUCUUCUCCCUGUGAUUCAGAUCGUGAUGUAGCUUUUCCUGUCAAAGAAAUAUUUGCUGAAAAAGGAAAUGAUGUGCCUGCCGUCACACUUGUUAACACCCCUGCUGCUACACCUCCUCCUGCAGCAGCUCUUACCCCAACUUCGUCAGAGAUUUCCAUGGACAAAUUGAAGAUAUCAAGCCCAGAGCCUCCCAAGCCAUGGAGUGAUGGAGACCUGCCACUGGAAGAAGAGAAUCCUAACUCUCCUCGGGAAGAGCUCCACCCACGAGCUAUUGUAAUGUCUGUGGCCAAAGAUGAAGAACCUGAGAGUGUGGAUGUCACUGCUCAGCCUGCACCUCCCAAGCCAGUUCCCUUUACGCCACUUCCUGCUGGCACCAAGGUCCCUUCCCCCAUACAGAUGCCCAGUUCUGACUCAUCAACCAUGGAGAGCACCUUGAGCGUUACUGUCACUGAAACCGAAACUUCAGACAGACCUAUCUCUGAAGGAGAGAUUUUAUUUAACUGUGGUCAAAAAGUGGCUUCCAAGAUUUUAGGAGAUGGAGGAUUGUAUCUCACAAACCUAGAUGAUAGCUUAUCCAGUACUCUGCGUGAUGCCCUUGAGAUGGAAGAUGAUCCUCCCAGUGAAGGACAAGUGAUUAGGGUGCCCCGUAGAAAAUUUCACGCAGAUGCAAUUCUUCCUCUUCUUGUUAAACAAAACCAGGAAUCGUUCGUUUCACAGCAAGCAGUCUAUCACUCAGAGGACUUGGAACACAGUGUGGGUGAACUUAGUGACGGACAAAGGCCCGGGCUGACAGCAGCCGCAGAGAGCGUUCUAAUGGGACACGCUGUUUAUAUGCAGCAGCCUGUUCCUAACGCAGAGUCUUUGGAUCAAAAAUAUGCUCCUAAGCCCUUAUCUCAGCAGUUUGACACGGUGACAGGUGGUGUUUAUGAAGAUUCCUGUGCUAGUCAUGGUCCAAUGAGUUUGGGAGAAUUGGAGUUGCAGCCAAAUUCUAACCUUGCCCUUCCCACAUCACUUCUGACAACACAGGAAGAUGAUGUUAAGUUAUCAGUAACACCUGAAGAUUUUCCUCAGUACCAACAAAAGCCAGACCAAGAUGUUAAGCAAGUUGAACACAAGCCAGUACAAAGUCGUUUAAUACGUGUAAGAAAUAAAUCCGAUAUUUCACUUUCACAGCAACAAGGUGAUAUGGAUCGGACACAAAUUGAGCCCAAUCUGUACCUCACAUCUGUAUUUACAGGUGGUAAAGCCGUGCCACUCUUCACUUCUCAGGCGUCACCCGCCAGGAUGUCCGUGACACUGCCCUCAGUGACCCUGGAGGAGUGCUCUCGGUCUCAGAGCGCCAGCACCAUCCAGGGGGACACAGAGUCCUCAGGAGCAGAUGCCUUCUGAAUGGGAAGCAAGAACCAGGAAAAUAUUCGUGCCACUGGUUUUGAGCUCAUUUUUCUCUGGCAUAAAACCAUCUCUCAGACUAUUUUGGUCUUUGAGCAUAUUCUGAAAAAUGAUUACUAAGUUUUUAUUAAAAUGAAAAGCAUAAUUUGGGUAUUUAGGUAAAAUUUUUAAAUAAAAUAAUUUAAAUGUCAAUCAUCAUGAGUCUGGCUGUGGGUUAUUUCUUAGAAUCCUGAGGCAGCAUGGAAUAGUGGAAAGGGCAUGACCUUUGAUGUCUAAGAAUUUAUUCUACAGAUGCAGUUACCUGUACAUAGUUAUGAAAUAUGUUGCUCAAGGUUAUUCAUUCCAAAUUUUUUAUAACAGGAAAUAAUUGGAAACAAUCUAAUGCCUGUUGGUAAAGGACUGAUUAAAAAAGUGCUGGUGUAUCUGUACAGUGGAAUGCUAUGUGGUACAGAAGGAAUUUGAAGAUGUUUGUGUCUCGAUAGGGAAUUAUCUCUGAGCUACAUUGUUAAAGUAAAAGGAGCUUUGUGCAAAAUAGUGCGUGAAUUAUGCCACCAUUGUUUAAUAUAGGGUGGAGGGAAGUCCAAAUAUAUGGUGUCUACACCCUUAUGCUUACAUACAUGUAUUUGCAUAUGGACACGUUAAAUCUCUUUGGAAGGAUAAACAAGAAACACUAACUUUGUCUCCAGGGAGGGGGCCUGAGGGGCAGUGAGAGAGGCUGAGUGAUGAGAAUCGAGGUUGACCGUAGCUCCUGUGUACUUGAAUGACAGUUGUGACAGGAAAAAAUUAUGAGUGAGGUUAAUUUUUUAUAUAUCUUAUAAACCUUUAUACUUUAUAAACCUGUGAAACAUGUGACUGAUUACUUUUCAAGGCAUAAAUACAUAAAAUUAAAAUAAAAACAUGGCUUUAUAA
This is a messenger RNA of Equus caballus (horse), 6091 nucleotides long. The record is from RefSeq and is a predicted model, not a curated record. NCBI's taxonomy places the organism in Eukaryota, Metazoa, Chordata, Mammalia, Perissodactyla, Equidae.